Molecule: messenger RNA, 789 nt
Organism: Verticillium dahliae VdLs.17
Lineage: Eukaryota; Fungi; Ascomycota; Sordariomycetes; Glomerellales; Plectosphaerellaceae
Exons: 4
Coding region: 1-789 (262 amino acids)
Molecular function (GO): phosphatidylcholine lysophospholipase A1 activity
Source: RefSeq, a predicted model, not a curated record
AUGGCUCAGGCACCUCCAGGUUCCCCACCCGAGCGUCCGGCUCCAGGCACCGGACCUGUGACCUCACCUCUACACCUUCAACCCCAAGUGACUAUCUCCGUGCAUAGCUCGCUCAAAGCUGUCCGUCGCCCUUCUUUCCUACAAAGGGUGCACAUCCCUUUCCCUGCCCCCCCCCCCUGCCCCAGGCUCGAGGCCUCUCCUCCCCUGCUCCCCUGCCCCAGGCUCGAGGCCUCCCUUCCCACUCGACCCGCCACCGCCCGGCAAGCCAGAUACAGCAUACUGCACAGCACCGACAGGGGCGACUUCAGCUCGGAAGCCGGAAGCCCAGACAUGCCGUCCAAACGCGACCUCCGCAUCUUCUGCUUCGGCGACUCCCUGACGGCGGGGUACUCUGGCUUCGGGAGCUCCUACACGCCGUACUCGGAGGUCCUCGAGACGAAGCUCGCGGCCGCGUUCCCAGACGCCGACGUCCGGGUGCACGAGAAUGGCAUGCCGGGCGACAUUGUCUCCGCGGAAGCGUUCAACAGGCGACUGAGGGCCGAAUUGGACGAGGCCAAGACGCCGUAUGACUGGGUCGUCAUCCUCGGCGGCACAAAUGAUAUCGCGUACAAGAUCGCCCCGGAGACCAUCGUCGACAAUCUGAAGGAGUCGUAUCGCAUCGCGCUCGACAAGGGGAGCAAGGUCCUCGCGCUGACGGUGCCGGAGACGCAUGCCAGGGCGCCGUGGGUGAAGGAUGCGCGGCGGGCGGUGAAUGAGGGCGUCAUGGCGUAUGACGACCCGAAAUCGUGA